AUGGCUCCCCGGUUGUCCACCCUCGACUUGGUGGCCAAAGUCGAUGCCUUCCCUUACGCGGACAGGGAUCCCGAGGCCUAUCACCAGAUCAUGAAGUCUUUCUACACAUUCGUCUGGGAAGACAAACAAGGCCAGGUCCCCAUAGGCUACAUGAAGUUGGACGUCGUCGAUGCACUCAACAAAGCCCUGGCAAAUCUCAAAGGGCAAUUAGGGUUGCACAUCGAUGUCUUCAACCGGACUGUGGUUCUCUUCCGUGACGCUCUGGAUAAGACUUAUGAGGAACGCACUCAGAUUGUCGGAGAGCUUACUGCGCUUUGGCGCGAAGAGAAGGCCUUUCCCAUCCUCAAGAGCUGGCGGAAUGAGCUGUGGCCUGUUUACGGUCGCAACAAGGAGCUUGUGUUCAGCGUGGAGCGGGCAGCUAUGGGUCUCUUUGGAACCACGCGCUACGGUGUGCAUAUGAACGCCUUCAUCAGGCGACAGGACGCCAGCAGCAAAUACGACUUUAGAAUCUGGGUUCCCAGGCGGUCCCCGACCAAGUCGACCUAUCCAAGCAUGCUGGACAAUGCAGUAGCGGGCGGCUUGAUGACCAACGAAGACCCCUUCGAGUGCGUGAUCCGCGAGGCGGACGAAGAGGCUUCGCUGCCCGAGCAGGUAGUGAGGAACAACGCCAAAGAGGUCUGCACCAUCACUUACAUCUACAUCACGGACGAGCGAGCGGGAGGCGAAGCUGGGUUGAUUUACCCGGAAUGCCAGUGGGUUUAUGAUCUAGAGCUACCUGCGGACGGAAGUGUCGUGCCCGAGCCCAAGGACGGCGAGGUCGAGAGCUUCAGCUUGCGCACGGUGGAGGAGAUCCAGGAACAGCUCGCCCAGGGACUGUGGAAGCCGAACUGUGCGAUCGUCAUGCUCGAUUUCUUUGUUCGGCACGGCAUUUACACGCCGGAAAACGAGCCGCACUACGACGCACUUCGCGACCGGGCUCAUCGACAUAUCGCCUUUCCUGGUCCUCAUCAGGCCUGA
Molecule: messenger RNA, 1017 nt
Organism: Sordaria macrospora k-hell
Lineage: Eukaryota; Fungi; Ascomycota; Sordariomycetes; Sordariales; Sordariaceae
Molecular function (GO): 8-oxo-dGDP phosphatase activity
Source: RefSeq, a predicted model, not a curated record